CACCAACGUCAAAUUGGUAUUGUUGGGUUUAGUCUCGUCUUCCCGUCCCAGGUUUAGAAGGAAAUAUGCCACUAUGCAAAGUAGGUCUCCAACAUGUUUUACUAACUCUUUGUUUUGCAGGUUAAGUGGCUUUAAAAGAAUAGCUUCUUAUCCCACUGAGUAUACUUGGUUUCCUAAAAGUAAGAAGUUGUAUGGUCCGACCCCCAAUGUUCUAUCAUGUAUUUCUGUUUUCUGUACUUAGUUUAGGUUGUAAUAAUGCUUUUCAUUAAUAGUACUCUUUGUAAAAAAAAAAAAAAAAAAAAAAAAGUUCAAAGAACAUUCACUACUUCUCCACCCGUACAACCCUCACACAACAUGAUUCAUCAUCCCUUCCAAUUUUGAUUCUCUAAUACAACUAAAACAACACGCAAGCGUGAAAUUGUAUCAUCAAACUUGGCGCCUUUCAAGUUUCAAUUUCAUUUCAAAUAGUCGAUAGCAAAAACCCAAAUUUGCAAUUCCAAAAACACACAGAACCCUAGGAUAUCAAACUAAGGAAUUGAGUUUUCUUUAGAAGACCCAAAUGAUAUUGAGAACACCACCUCCAAGGAAACGCAGGGCCGAAUCCAUUCCUCCAGAGGAUGAUUCUCCCGCGGGCCGCCUUGUCAUCUACGAGGAUCCUCCUUCGCCGCAACCCGAAUCUUCUCCUCUUCCUUCCGAUCAUCUGCUUUGCACCUAUCAAUGCCGUCAAAUGGUUAAAGCCGAGCUUUUGGAUAAUUAUGCUAGCAUGGAAAAAACAAUUGCUGAAAAUCAGUCCAAAUUAGCGACAUUGAACGAGAACCUCUUGACAGCAGAAGAAGAAGGGAAGAAAUAUCGAGAUCAAUUCCUGUAUGCCGAGCAGGAGCUUGCUGCUGCUAGAGGCCGUGAGCAGUCACUGCAGGAUAAGCUCUUGAAGGAGAUCAAGGAAUCUCAGGAGCGACUGACGAAACAAAUACAACAAUGCAAUGAACUUGAGGUUAAGCUCCAAAAGGAAGAAAGCCUGCGCAGAAGUUCAGAAUCUUCAGCAGCUGCUGCUGAAGAGAAAGCUAACCGUUUAGAGCGGAAGCUAAACCAGCUUUCAGACAGCACAGAAAGAGAAAAGAAUCAUUUACAAGACGAACUCAAGCAUUUGAAAGGAGAUUCAAAGCUUUCUAUGUCUAGGUUAAGGGCUGAACUUGAAAGAGCGCAAUUUCAAUCUAGUAAUGCUGUAAAGGAGUCAGAGCAGUUAAAGGAGAAGCUGGAAGAUGUUAGCAAACAGCUCAAUAAGUGUUUGCAAGAGAAGAAUGGGCUAGAAACAAAAAUAUCAAGCUUUACAUGCCCAGAGGAGGGUUCUAGUUCUUCUCAGCAUGAUGUCUUAGUGAAGCAUUUGCAGGAGGAGCUAAGAAAUUAUGAGUGUGAAGUGCUUGAGGCAAGGAAGUUGAAAGCAUCUCAUGAGAACAUCGAGCUGUUGAAGGAGAAGCUCAUAGAAGAAAAAAGGUGGAGGGAAAGGGCAGAGGCAGAUCUAACUAUGUUACAAGAGAUUCAGUUAAGUAUGAAUGUACUGGAGGAUGAAUUGGCUUCUUGGAAGAAAAUCUUGAAAGAAAUUCCCGGAGUUGAAUCUUCCGAUGAUGUCCCCCUUAAGUUUGUUGCUCUACAGAAGGAGGUGAUAGACGGCAUGUCAAAGCUAGGAGAGGCAAACACACGCUUGAAACAACUUGAGAUAGCUCUGGAGGGUGCUGAGUCUGAUAAGAAAUAUGUUGAAUCAGAAACAGCAUUAGCUAAGGAGAGGGAAGAAUCAUUGAAGUUAGAAAUUAAGGAACUAAAAUCGAAACUAUCAUCAGUUAAUGAAGAAAGAGAUCAAUUAAGAACUGCUUAUAAUGAAUUGAAACAGCAGACGAAUGUAGAGCCUGGUAGUGAAGCUGUCGGGAGAGCCUUAACUCAGGGGCUUGAAUCAUCUCUUGCCCAAAAAGACAGUUACAUCAAAGAAUUGGAGAUCAAUCUUAGUGAACAUAAAGCAGCUGAUGAUCGUCAUCAUAACGAGAUUAGGGUGCUGAAUGAGAAGCUAAACAGUGAAGCACGAAAAAUAAAGUCUUUAGAGAGAGAGGGUGACCGUCUUCGUUCUGAUAUUGCUCUUUUGGAGUCCAAAUUAGGACAUGGUGAUUUUUCGUCUGCUAAUACAAAAGUUCUGCGAAUGGUGAAUCCUCUGGGGGUUGAGAGUGAGGCUAGACAAACUAUAGAAGCCUUACAUUGUGAACUUCAGAAGGCUAAUGAGAAACUUCAGGUUGUAGAAGAACUAAAGAAACAAUCAGCUGAUGCGGGGCAGCUAGUGGACUCGUAUAUUUCUGGUAAAAUAGUGCAGUUGAAAGAGCAAAUAGCAACACUUGAGAAGCGUGAGGAAAGGUACAAGACUGUGUUUGCUGAUAGAAUCUCAGUUUUCAGGAGGGCAUGCUGUGAACUUUUUGGUUAUAAGAUUGUUAUGGAUGAUCAACAUCGUCCAAAUGGUAUUCCUAUAACGCGUUUCACGCUUCAAUCUAUCUAUGCGCAAAGUGAUGAUGAGAAGCUAGAAUUUGAAUAUGAGUCGGGUAACACAAACAUUUUGAUAAAUGACUAUGCAAAACAGCGUGAAAUAUCGCGACAGGUUGAGAUGUUUAUUCGAAAGCUGAACUCAAUUCCAGCUUUUACAGCCAACUUAACUAUAGAGUCUUUCAAUAGGCGCACUCUAUCAUAAUGAUAAUCACUCUAUUGCUUUUAUCGAGCUCUGGGCCCUAAGUGGCAGAAGUUAUCAGUAUAUGAAAAAGAGCUGCUUGCAAUGGUUUUUGCUGUGCAGAAGUGGGAGCAGUACUUGCUGGGAGCUCAUUUCAUCAUCAAGACUGAUCAAGAGCUUAAAAUGGCUCUUAUAGUAGAAAAUUUCAACCCCUUUCCAGUAAUUUUGGCUAUCAAAGCUCAUGGGUUAUGAUUAUGAAAUCCAAUGUAAAGCUGGAAAAGAAAAUUUGGUUGCUGAUGCUUUAUCAAGGCUCCAAGAUGCAAAGAUUUUGUUCAUGGCAAUCUCAGUUGUGGAUUCUAACUUGACUCAAGAGAUCCAAGCUAGUUAUGCCUUGGAUGAUAAUACAACUUCUAUUUUAGACAAUUUACAAGGUUCAGUCAGUUCUUCAUUUUUCCUUAAAGGAUGGAUUAUUGAGAAGAAAGGAUAAGUUGGUAAUUGGUCCAGAUGACCACCUGAAGAAGAAGCUUCUGCAAUGGCAUCACACUUCUCUAGAAGCUGGCCAUUCUGGCAGGGAGCACACUUUGAAAAUAAUGUAGAACCUUUUCUAGUGGAGGGGCAUGACAAGAGAUGUCAGCCAAUAUGUUAGAAAGUGCAUUGUGUGCCAAGCUUCUAAAUAUGAUACUGCAGCCAAGCCUGGCUCUUUGCAGCCUUUGCCUAUUCCUGAACAAGUCUGGACUGACAAUUCUAUGGACUUCAUUGCUGGCUUGCCUAUGUCUAUGAACAAGAAUGUUAUCUUUGUGGUGGUGGAUAGAUUGAGUAAGUAUGCCCAUUUCAUUCCCCUUAAGAAUUGAAUCCUUCUAUUGCUGUGGAUGUUGCUCAAUUGUAUUUAGACUAUGUCUUUAAGUUAUAUGGCUGGCCUAGAAGUAUUGUAAGUGACAGGGAUGCUAUCUUUUUGAGUCAAUUCUGGAAGGGACUCUUUUCUUUACAUGGGAUAUAGUUUCUCUUAUCUUCUGCCUACCACCCUAAGACAGAUUGCCAAACUGAGGUGGUCAAUAGGUGUCUUGAAUAAGGUGUAUGACAAGCGAUUGUCCUAAGGAGUGGUGCUAGUACCUUCCCAUGACAGAAUGGUGGUACAAUACUCAUUUCCACUCUGUUACUCAAAUGACACCUUAUGAGAUUGUUUACAAUCAGCCUCCUCCCUCGCAUCUCCCUUACUUGGUGCAGAAUGCUGUUGUUGACAGUAUGUAAAAAAGGGAGGACAUGAUUCAGGUUCUUAAGGGCAAUCUUCUUAAAGCUUAGCAUAGAAUAAAAAUUCAAGUUGAUAAAAAGAGGUCUGAAAGGGUGUUUGCUUUGAAUGAUUGGGUUUUGUUGAAGUUGCAGCAGUACAGUAGUAAUCUCUGCAAUACAGAAGCAACAAUAAGCUUGCUGCUAAGUACUUUAGUCCUUUUAAAGUCAUUGCUGAUGUGGGCAAGGUAGCUUACAAACUUCAUUUACCUAGUUCAACUAAGAUACUGAUGUUUUUCAUGUAUCUCAACUCAAACCAUUCACGGGUGACCUGCCUCAGGUGGCUCAGAUUCUUUCAGAGAUUGAGCAUGAUAGUACAUGAACUGUCUUGCCUGCUGCCAUUAUUUAGCAUCGGGUAUUAGAUGUUUCUGGUGUUUCUCAGCAGCAGUAUUUGGUUCACUGGCAGAAUGCUCCAAUUCAUGAUGCUACUUGGAUUUCCAAGGACGAUUUUGAGGCUCAAUUUCCUGGUUUUUCGUUUGAUUGACUUGAGGACAAGUCUCUUAAAGGGGGAGGGUAUGAUAUAGGAGCUUAUGCAUAUUAAUUCUUUUAUGCAAGUUGUUAAUUUUGGCAGGAAAAUUGGUUAGAAGCUUUGUUUUUGUCAUUUUCCUAGUUUGUUACAAAAGAUGCUUUUUGUUGCUUGAGUUUGUUACAAGCUGAGUUGUUAUAAGGAAUCAGUGGUUGUAAUAAUAAAAUCAUAAUCAUAAUUACAAUCUUAUCUCCUCUUUCUCUCUCUAUCUCUAACUUCUUCUUCUUCCUCACGUUUC
Chenopodium quinoa (quinoa) is the source of this 4746-nucleotide messenger RNA. RefSeq names its product mitotic spindle checkpoint protein MAD1-like. Bases 560 to 2722 code for a protein of 720 amino acids. Gene Ontology annotation, cellular component: mitotic spindle; kinetochore; nuclear envelope. Lineage: Eukaryota; Viridiplantae; Streptophyta; Magnoliopsida; Caryophyllales; Amaranthaceae. Gene Ontology annotation, biological process: attachment of mitotic spindle microtubules to kinetochore; mitotic spindle assembly checkpoint signaling. The transcript is spliced from 17 exons. The record is from RefSeq and is a predicted model, not a curated record.